This is a messenger RNA of Trypanosoma conorhini, 846 nucleotides long. RefSeq lists its product as uncharacterized. The coding region runs from base 1 to 846 and encodes 281 amino acids. NCBI's taxonomy places the organism in Eukaryota, Euglenozoa, Kinetoplastea, Trypanosomatida, Trypanosomatidae. The record is from RefSeq and is a predicted model, not a curated record. The transcript has a single exon.
AUGAAUCAUCUACAUGGUAGAAACCAGCUGCUUGACUUGCCUGCGCCGCCGCCGCCGCCGCCGGAGAGUGGCGCCAUUGGGCCACUCGCAGAGGCCGUGGAGUUGGUGGAAAGCCCGAUUGCACGCAGAGGUCACUCCCCACUUCGCCCACCAGAGGUGGUGUGUGGGAAAUGCUACGCCGGUGCCUUGGAGGAGAUGGAGAGGACAUUGUGCCACUACUUCUCACUGGACGCCACGCCCUUGAUGGAGGACGCCUCCGGCACAUUGCCUAGUGCGUUGGAGGUGCUCCACCCCCCCUUCCCCGAGCUCUCGCAAGGCGACGAGGAGAGGAGAGAUGCAUCGGAUUCACCGCACUUCAUCAACGUCGGGGAGUUGCAUGUUCUGCACCCGCUGUGCCCCGACUGCACUCUCCCUCUAAGCAGUUGCUCGCCGGCAUCGACGCACUUCACGGUCCUUUACGACCCCCGCCCCAAGUUUUACAACACUCUCAGGAACUACGCUGCCCGGCAUGCGAUGGAGGUGGCGUACAGCGCGCUGCGAUGCAAAUCGAUCAUUGUCUGUGGAUGGGAUGGGGCUAGUGUUGUGGAGGCCGUGAAGGUGGCGUGUCUCUUCGUGCCAGGGCUGUUGCAGGGCCGAGAAUACACCCUUCGUCUGUGCAUCCUCCCGGCAAACUCCUCGCAGCUCCUCUCCGCGGAGGGCAUCCUCCACCGCUUUGCCGUCGCUGGCUGUCACGUGAAUGCGGCUCUGCGCCACGGUGCACCGCAGUUUGCGCAGACCUGUACGUGGCACGCUGGGCGUCAGGGGAAGGCCCGUGGAUGCCGCGCAAUAAAUCCGUACGGGGAUUAG